GGAUGCUUUUAAUCCCAUCUUUAUAAGACGCGCUCCUGGCAUAAGCUACUUUAACAACAAGGUCUUAAGCCUUAAACAACAGUUAGAAGACUUUUUAACAGAGUUAAUUCAAAGAAGACGUGCAGAAAUCAAUUCAUUAUCCAAUUAUACUUUACUGCCUUCCGACUUUUUAACAUUGCUCCUUACUGCUAACACACCACGGGAUCUAGAACAUACUUCACUUAAGUCAUUGAACCGACCGUUAAAUGAUUAUGAAAUUUUUUGUAUUCUUAGAGAUGUUUUCCUUGGUUCUUUUGAAACGGUUGCAACUGCGAUGUGUUCAGUAUUUUAUUAUAUAUGCAAAUAUCCUUCUGUAAAGGCUAAAGCACUUUCUGAAAUCAAUGAGAUAUUCGGAAAUUCAAUAUCUUUAAAUUCUCUUUACGAAGGCACAGAAAAACUAUCAUAUUGUGACUCCUUAAUCAAAGAAGCACUUCGCUUAAACGCUCCAUUUCCAUAUCUGCAACGAUCGAAUUCUGAACCUGUUGAAGUUGGUGGAUAUCUAUGGAAAGAGGAACAAACAUUUUUUUUACAAUACCAGAGAAUAAAUAUUAAUAAAAAUGAUUGGAUUGAUGCAGAAAUUUUUGAUUCCGAAAGGUUCUUGAAGAAUGGAAAUAAUAAGCGAUCAAUGAAUGCUAAAGAAGCUAAUAAUAAAAGGGCAUUUGCAACAUUUGGUGGAGGUGCUAGAAUUUGUCCGGGAAAGCUCUGGGCGCUAACUGAAAUAAAAGUUCUUUUAGUUACAGUCUUAAUGAAAUAUGACAUGGAAUUUGUAAAUAAAGAUCAAGAAUUGGAUUUAUCUU
Messenger RNA from Racocetra persica, 836 nucleotides. NCBI's taxonomy places the organism in Eukaryota, Fungi, Glomeromycota, Glomeromycetes, Diversisporales, Gigasporaceae. The record is from the annotation of a GenBank genome assembly.